AUGUCAGAAAUAGAUGUCGGUAUACUUAAACAAGAAAUUCUAUCAUUACUUGUCUCAGCUAAAAAUGGACUCAGUGAAUAUGAAUUACUUAAUGAUUAUCGAUUAUUUAAUUCAAAUAAAGAACUUCCAUAUAGAGAUUUAGGUUAUUCAUCAUUAAUAGCUUUACUUCGUUCAUGGCCAGAUGUUUGUCGUUUUCAACAACAAGGAAAUAAUAUUAUUAAAAUUCUAGCUGUCGAAGAAGAAAGUACAAAACAUAUUUUGUCUAUGGUCAAAGGACAACGUUCAAAUAAAUCUCGACGUGCUCGAGGUGGUCGUAAUCGAGCACGAGGUGGAGAAGCAUAUCGAAAUAAUGGUCGUGAUAAUCGUGGUGCUCGAUUCUUACAAAAUACUUUUAAUUCCAAUAAUAAUCGAUCAGGAGGUAAUAACCGUGCUACAACCAAUGGUCGUAUGCCUUCUAAUAAUAAUCGUUUCGAACGAUCAACAGCAUCAUCUUAUUCAACAAUAGGACAAUCGAAUCAAAAUUCUAGAAACAAACCAAAUGUUCCGGCACUACCUCGAUUUGCAAAGCAACAACAGCAGCAAAUUCGUGCAUAUGUAACUAGUUCUAGUCAACCUCGAAUGUCGUCUUAUGAAUUACGACAAUCAACAAAUUCGACUUUACUUGAUGAUCGUCGUGUAAUAAAUAAUUCAACAUCAUUACAAAUUACUGUUGCUAAUAAUACAAAUAACAAUCGUACAAAUAAUAUAAAUGAUAUAUAUAAUGAUUAUCAAUAUUCAUCAGAUAUUCCUGCAUUUCAAUUUGCUGAUUAUAUAAUAAAUGAAGAUGAAGAACAAUAUGAUGAAGAAGAUGAUGAUAAAGAAGAAGAAGUUAUUAAUAAUCUUCGAACUCUUUUAACUGAAUAUUCACAUGGUAUUCGACUUUUGGCUUUAGAUGAACUUUAUCAAAAAAAAUUUGGCAAAAGUCUUUUAACUGAAUUAAAAAUUGCUAAUAUUCUAUUACUUCAAGAUUUUGUUGAUGAUUUUGCAUCUAUUUCACGUCAUGGUGAAGAAAAUGGUUCAUGUGAUCAUAUUAUAACUCUUAAAGAUCCUAAACAAGUUGCACAAACACAAACUCAAUUAUUACAACAAAUAACAGAUUCUGGCAUUGUUUCAAAAACAUUUCAUUAUGCAACAAAUCUUUUUUCAUAUAUAAAUGAUCGACGUUUUCAAGGUUUUAUAUCUGAUAUUGAUAAAAAUGAACAUUGUCUUCAUGUACAACCAGUUCGUUAUCAAGAACAUAUUGAAACAUUAAUGGAAGAACUUCAUUCAUAUUAUUCAAGUCCAAUAUCAAAUUCAUUAAUUAUUAAUAAUAUUGAAACAGGUCUAUCAUGUGUAACAACAUAUGAUGGAAUAUAUCAUCGUGCAUUUAUUAAAGAAAGUGAUUUAUAUAAAUGUGUUAUUGUUUAUAUUGAUUAUGGUACAACAAAAGAAGUUAAUAAAGAUGAACAACAAUUUAAAUAUUUACUUAAACAUUUUGCUGAAUUACCAUGUAUGGCUAUAGCAUGUCGUUUAGAUGAUAUAAGUUUUAUACCAAAUGAUAAUAAUUUAUUACCAGAUACAUAUAAUGAAAUAUAUACAUUAUGUAAAGAUGGACCAUUUUUUAUUGAACCAACUGGAUAUAUAAAUGGACUUUUAACAAUUAGAAUUCUUGAUGCAGAUGAACAAUGUUUAAAUGAUAUUGUCGUUCAAUUAAAACUUGCAGUUAAAAUAUCCUCACUUCAAAAUCAAUCUCCAAUAGAUAAUUAUCAACAAGAACAACAAAAUGUACGAAAACCUGUUGAAUUAAAAUUCGAUUUUUUGAAUGAUGCUGCUCAAUGUCCAUUACCAGAUUCAGAAUCAUCUACACCAGAAAGCAAUACAGAUAAUUUGAAUUUUAAAUUACCAAAAAAUAAUUCUAUUCAAAUAACAAAUAAUUCUUCAAAUGUUAAACAUCAAUGUAAAUUGAUUCAAAUUAAUGAAAACAAUUCAUUUUAUCUUAUUCGUUAUAAUAAUAAUAAACCAUAUAUACCAUGUUUCAGUUUAGCACGCUUAUUACAUCUGUCUGAAUCAGAUGUUUUAUCUGAAACUUUAUUAUCACGUAUUCGUUUACAAGAUACAUCUGAAUAUUCUUCAAUAUUUGAAUAUCUUAGACAAACAAAUCCAAAAGAUUGUCUUCAUAUUCAACAAAAUUUGCUUUUUCUAUUUGAUCUAAUAUCAGCAUUGAAAUAUAUUGAACGACUUGGUCAGAUAAAUAAUAAUAUUCUUAUUGAAACAUUGCGUCAACAAAUCAAUGCAUCGAAUGAACCAGAAUUUUGGAAUAAUGCCUAUGAUUGUUAUAAACCCUCAACUAUUGUACCACCAUUAUUAUCUGUUCAAUCUUCUAAUCAAACUGAUGUUGAACGUUAUAAUGAAUUAUUAAUUCGCCGUAGAAAUAUCUUAUGCAAUAUGUUACGUACUGAUCAUGUAACUGAAUGUGCCAUUGAAUUAACAUCAAUUGAAAAUGAACUUGAACAAUUAGUACAAAGAAUGCGUCUUGGUGCAAUAUCUCAACAAAAUAGUAAUGUUUCAUUAACACCAUCUAGUCUCACAACAUCGAUACAUAGUGAUCAACAAAAUUUAUCUAUGAAUAAAACUGAUAAAUUAAAAGAUUUAAUGGAACGAUGUAAAAAAUUAAUUAAUAUUAUUCUUGUUCUUGAUGAUUUUGUUGCUAUUGAUGAUAAUAUAACGAAAUAUAUUGAAAGUAAUUUAUCAUUUUUAAAUUCUGGAAAAAUUUCAUCAAAUGAUAAUCAAUUAUAUAAACAAUAUUCUAAUUUACUUGAAAAUCUCACACAUAUUGUGAAUGAUCUUCGACAACAAUUACCAGCUAGUGUGAAUUUUUAA
Rotaria sordida is the source of this 2898-nucleotide messenger RNA. Lineage: Eukaryota; Metazoa; Rotifera; Eurotatoria; Philodinida; Philodinidae. The record is from the annotation of a GenBank genome assembly.